Messenger RNA from Eutrema salsugineum, 810 nucleotides. RefSeq lists its product as uncharacterized. Lineage: Eukaryota; Viridiplantae; Streptophyta; Magnoliopsida; Brassicales; Brassicaceae. The record is from RefSeq and is a predicted model, not a curated record. The transcript has a single exon. The coding region runs from base 1 to 810 and encodes 269 amino acids.
AUGGCGGACAACUUGCGGAGGGCAAUCCAAGACAUUAACUUGGGUGUCGAUGAUGAACCUAUUCUUUUACCGGUGGAAGCGUGUCAAGCGGCGGCGAGAGUUAACCAAUACUCCCUGAUUGGACGUGCCUUGAUUCCGAGGAAGCAAAACAUCCGGACGAUUGUCGCAACUUUUCCCCGUCUUUGGGGUUUGUCCGGAAUCAUCUCUGGCAGAGUGGUGGAGCGCAGGCGAUUCCAAUUUGUGUUCCCGUCGGAGGAGUUGAUGCAGUCAAUCCUUAACCGUGGUCCUUGGGCGUUUAACGACCGUAUGCUGAUUAUCCAAAGGUGGACACCGGAUCAGACAGAAAUGGAUCUCAAUUGCAUUCCUUUCUGGGUCCAAAUCCGUGGGAUCCCUCUCCAAUUCCUUUCCACGACGGUUAUCAGACACAUAGCAGAUCGUUUGGGACAUGUCAUUGCGGUGGAUUUCAACCCAGAAGCAGCGGCGGCGGUGGAAUUUGUGCGAGUUAAAAUUAACUGGAAUGUUGAUUCUCCUCUGAAGUUCCAGAAGAAUUUUCAGUUCACGCCUGGUGUCAACACCCUUCUACGUUUUCAAUACGAGCGGUUAAGGGGGUUUUGUGAUAUCUGUGGCUUGUUAACACAUGAUUCCGGCGCUUGUGUUCUUCAAGCACCUAAUGAAAAUGCUCCGGAUGGGCCACCAGGGGAUGAUAAUAAUGAUGAUGACAUGAAUGAAGAUUUUCAGGAGAAUGCACAUGGUGACCAGGAACAACCUCACGAGGAUAAUGAAGCAAAUGAUGUGGCGAUGGAUGGAUAA